UCCUUAGCCCAGAAAAGGCCGGGGAAAUAAACGCCCGGAAGUCGCUCCACGUGUCCCGCUCUAGGCUCUCCGUCUCUAUGGCUUGGGCCCGGAAAGGGACGGCGGAGGGAAGCGCGGCGCAGAGCCGGAAGUGCCCAGGGGACCCGGCCGCCCGCAGCCUCCUCCGGCCCUCCCGGGAGCCCCGGAGGGAUGGAAGGCUCCAAGUCGCCCACCUGCACCACGCAGGUCAGCUUCGUGUGCCAGCGCUGCAGCCAGCCCCUGAAACUGGACACCUCUUUCAAGAUCCUGGACAAAGUCACCAUCCAAGAGCUGACAGCUCCUCUGCUUACUGCUGCUCCGGCAAAACCAGGGGAUGCACAAGAGGAAGAGACAACUUUGACAGAGGAAGCCUUUGUUGAAAACCGCCAGGAUGGUGUGUCCAGAAGAUUCAUUCCUCCUGCCAGCCAGCCAACUGGGGCCCCAAAUACAAAUCUGUUAUGUGAUGGGGAAGAUUUAGACAAACCUCAGCAGGCUUUGCUCAUAAGAUAUGGAAGGAUGAUGUCAACAGAAAGUGCCAACAGCUUCACCCUGAUUGGGGAGGCCUCUGAUGGAGGCACCAUGGAAAACCUCAGCAGGAGACUCAAGGUUACGGGUGACCUGUUCGAUAUCAUGUCUGGGCAGACUGAUGUGGACCACCCUCUAUGUGAAGAAUGCACCGACACUCUUCUGGACCAGCUGGACACGUACCAGAAGGAGUACAGCGAGUUCAAGCGGCAACAGCUGGAACUGGAUGAUGAGCUGAAAAGUGUUGAUAAUCAAAUGCGCUAUGCCCAAAUGCAGCUGGACAAGCUAAAGAAAACCAACGUAUUUAAUGCCACCUUUCAUAUCUGGCACAGCGGGCAGUUUGGCACCAUAAACAACUUCCGUCUGGGUCGCCUCCCCAGUGUCCCUGUGGAAUGGAACGAGAUCAACGCGGCCUGGGGGCAGACUGUGUUGCUUCUCCAUGCUCUCGCCAACAAAAUGGGCCUAACCUUCCAGAGGUACCGCCUCAUCCCAUACGGGAACCACUCUUAUUUGGAGUCCCUCACAGACAAAUCCAAGGAAUUGCCCCUUUACUGUUCAGGCGGCUUGCGGUUUUUCUGGGACAACAAAUUUGAUCAUGCCAUGGUAGCGUUCCUGGAUUGUGUGCAGCAGUUCAAAGAGGAGGUGGAAAAGGGUGAGACGCGCUUCUGUUUGCCUUACAGAAUGGAUGUCGAGAAGGGCAAGAUUGAAGACACAGGCGGGAGCGGGGGGUCGUACUCCAUUAAGACGCAGUUCAACUCCGAGGAGCAGUGGACGAAGGCGCUCAAGUUCAUGCUCACCAACCUGAAGUGGGGCCUGGCCUGGGUCUCCUCACAGUUCUACAAUAAAUGACUUGUGGGCAGAGGCAGGGAAUCUCUCUUGGAGCAGAUCUGCGGUUUGUUUCACGGCUGCCAAAGGCAGAAUGUGUCCAUUAACCACACUACACCACGACUAUACAACCAAAAAACACCGGUAAAGACAUUGUAAAACCUCACUGUCAAGCAGAAGGAAGCAAAAUGCCUGAAUGGUCUCCGCCAUGACAUUGCGUCUCAGCAGCAGGAAGGAGGCUGGGCUCAGCUGGGGCCAGAAAAGGAGACUUCGCCCUUUCUGAGAAGCCCUGGCAUGUAGCCGUGGCCGAAUUAGUGCUGGCAGUCUGGUCACUGCACAGAAAUACACGCGCAAACACAAAAAUAAAUAAAACCCAGUUUGUAACCUGGCGGACUGCAGCAUGUUUGUUCAGGGCAGACAGACUAAAGCGUUAAAUGUUUCCCCACGACUUGUAAGUUUCCUGCAUCCCUUCUGAGGUUUCACUCCUGGGAAGUCCUUCAGAACAAAGUACUGUAAGUACACACCAGC
Messenger RNA from Gekko japonicus, 1896 nucleotides. It is a transcript of the gene BECN1, whose product is annotated as beclin 1, autophagy related. Lineage: Eukaryota; Metazoa; Chordata; Lepidosauria; Squamata; Gekkonidae. The transcript has 12 exons. Bases 190 to 1392 code for a protein of 400 amino acids. The record is from RefSeq and is a predicted model, not a curated record. Gene Ontology annotation, biological process: autophagy; late endosome to vacuole transport; cellular response to nitrogen starvation. Gene Ontology annotation, cellular component: phosphatidylinositol 3-kinase complex, class III, type I; phosphatidylinositol 3-kinase complex, class III, type II; phagophore assembly site.